CGGAGAGAGAGAGAGCGCGAGGGAGAGAGAGAGCUAGCAGAGUCGCUGCAGUGAUCGACGCUUUUCCCCUCUUUUCCCAUGCAGUGCACUUGCCUGGCGAUGCUACAGCUGGAGUGUGCCUCUACAAGAGGCGGGAGAUGCGCAUCAGAAACCCGCCAUCCGUUAGAUGCUCUCUCCACUUCAGGACGGAAGUGACUUAAUGUGGAUGCUGUGCUCAGGUGCAAACUUGCAGUGAAAUAAAUCCAAUCCACGCUGAUAUGUGGAGAUGAUUGAUAGCUGCAGGUAGCCUUUUUAAGGCUGUAUUUCAUUCAGUUGGACUCGGAAGUCGGCCGCGUCUUCAGCUGUUGCAUUUGGGGGCUGAAGUGUUCGAAGCGUCAGAGCGGGGCCAAGCACCAAUGCCAUUUUAUUUCGAACAUUAAUUCCGGAUUAAUUGGACUUGGGCAACGGAUCUUGGCUGAGGUUUGCCUGUCAGAGAUCUCUGACUUGUAUUUCAAGCCUGUUGUCGCUGGUAUUCUCGGCAGCGGAACUAUAGCAAUGGAGAAAGCUAGUCAACCCCAGCCACAGCUUUCGCUGUCCAUAGCAACGGCUGAAAGUCCGCCUGAGGACAUCUCAAAUAUAUCGGACGAAGACCUUCUCAAGUGGACCAAAGAGGAUUUGGUGCGCAGACUCCGGAGGUCUGAAGCCGACAAAAUGAGCGUUAUACUGGACCAUGGCAAUUUGAUACGCGAGGUCAAUCGCAGCCUCCAGCUGCACUUAAACGAGAUCAGGGGGCUGAAGGACAUAAACCAGAAGCUGCAGGAGGACAACCGGGAGCUGAGGGACCUGUGUUGCUUCUUGGAUGACGACCGUCAGAAGGGCAAGAGGGUAUCACGGGAGUGGCAGAGACUGGGCCGCUACAGCGCCUCCAUCAUGAGGAAGGAGGUGACACUGUACCUCCAGAAACUCAAGGAGCUGGAGGCGCGGCAGGACGACGUGGUACGAGAAAACCUGGAGCUGAAGGAGCUCUGCCUGUUGCUCUACGAGGAGAAGAGCGUAGGAGGAGGGGGAGGAGGAGGCAACGCAGUCGGGGUCGGCGCAGGCGGGGCUGGGGGAGGGGGGGUGGGCGUAGGAGGAGGCUGCAGGGGUUCCAUCGACAGCCAGAGCAGCUUGUUGCUGGUCCCCGGGGCGGGCCUGCUGAUGAGGGACGUCGGCGACGGGAGUAGCACAUCCAGCGCGGGCAGCGCCGACAGCUCUGAGCACCCCCACCACAAACAGCCACACCUGGCCGCACAGGCAGGCAGCGUUGCCGGUGUCGGGAGCCCGGAGCUUCUCCACAAGCCCAGGGGCGGCAGCACAGGGGCGGAGCGCGACCUCCCAUCCAGCCCCGAGCCUCCGCACCCCCAGGGCAGGCACCGCAGCACCAGUCUGGAAUACCCGUACGCCAUGCCCCAGCCCUGCCGCCCACGCUGCGGCUCCAUCUCCGUGCCGGAUCACACCCACAGCGGCCGCGCCAUGCGUGGCCUCAGCCCCGAGAAGUACGGGCGCAACGUGGGCCGCCGGAGCCCCGAGUCCCAGCACGCGACCGCCAAGCACCACCACCUGCACGCCUCGGACCUGCUCCUCUCCCAGAAACAGCAGCACCUCCUGGGGUCGGGUCAGGGCGGCAGCGCCGGCGAGCUCUACCAGAGGCACCGCAGGGGGAGCAUCGGCGGCGGUAGUUGCUGUGGGAGCCCCGAACCUCGGCAGGCACAUUUAGGGCUGGGGAUGUCCGAGCACCAGCACCAUGAGAAGGGGUGUGUGAUGUCGGCCGGGGGGAGUCCAGAGACCCACAGGCAUCAGUAUAGUGUCAGCCCUGACCACGUUAAGUUUGGGAGCCCCGGGAGGGAGUUACAGAGGAGGCCUGCCACCGCCGAAGAGCUUUCGCCGCAUCACAGGAGUAUCUACAAUGGCAUGAACGCUUUGAUAUCAGCUGGCUGCUGCUCCACCAACUGUAGAAGUGUAAAGCUGUGGGACAGUUUCGAUGCCUCUUCUUGACCACACUGCACCCCAGCCAGGACGUUUGGGUUGAGGAAUACCUCAGGCUCCUCAUAGGGGGUCCAACCAUGCUGCUUCCCCUGGCCCAGAUAGACACCUGGACGACUGGACACCCCUCUUUAAGCUCCUGAUGGUCCUUCCCAGGUCGCCCUCAUUCACUGGUCAAACGAUAGCCUCAAACUGGACACCCCUCUCUAAGCUCCUGAUGGUCUUUCCCAGGCCGCCCUCAUUCGCUGGUCAAACGACAGCCUCAAACUGGACACCCCUCUCUGAGCUCCUGAUGGUCUUUCCCAGGCCGCCCUCAUUCGCUGGUGAAACAACAGACUCAAACUGGACACCCCUCUCUAAGCUCCUGAUGGUCUUUCCCAGGCCUCCCUCAUUCGCUGGUCAAACGACAGCCUCAAACUGGACACCCCUCUCUGAGCUCCUGAUGGUCUUUCCCAGGCCGCCCUCAUCCGCUGGUCAAACGACAGCCUCAGUGUUUCCAGAAUGUGGGAGGGUUUAGUGAAAACUACUAUUAGUGUGGAUGGUAUACCUGUGUUCCCAAAGACUGCCUCAGCCAGCCGGAUGAGACCCAGCCAGGAUACUGGAUGUUUCUCUCCCCGCCAACCACCAUGACAUGGACUACCUCCCGGAGAAUGAGAGAAGCUGGGGAAGGAGUGAGUAGAGUAGGGAAGGACAGUGUGUUCUGCUCUUCUCGGUUUACAGAUGCAACUCAUCAGUCUGGGGUGCACAAUCAAACUUUAGCCCCCCCCCCCCACACACACACACUCUCUCCAUCUGUUCCUCUCUCGCACGGUUUCUCCUGGCCUCUGUCCCUCUCCAAUUCCUCGUACUGUCUCACCCUACCCUCCAUUACUUCAUUCCCCUUCUCUCUCUCUCUCUCCUUUUCCCAUUCCCUUUCUUGCCACCCGUCUCCCCCUCUCUCUCUUCCAGUCUCCCUGCAGCGGUCUCCACAGAUAUUCAUCAUUUUCUUGGUGUGUAAUGAAACUGUAGUAAUCUAAUGUUCCUCCCCUCGUCUCCAGACAAAAAUCUAUCUGAUUACAUUAUCCUCUCCUCUCUCUGUCUCUAUCUCAAACUUAUGUCAAAACAUCUGCUGACAAAGCAAAAAAGUUUGUAUUAUAAAGGGAUGGUUCAGCAAAAUUACAUUGACUAUUUUCCAUGCCUUGAAAACAUUUAAGUUGGUGAUUAAAAUGUGUAAUUUACUUGAACUAUCUCUUUAAGAAGUUCCAAGGAACCGAAGACAGUUACCCUCCACUACCAACAUACUGUGUCUUACUACAAACUACAAAAAUGGCCACCGAUGUUAGCUUGUUGGGUAAUAUUGUAGUUCUAACCAGAUACAGUGUUACGGUGUUAGCCUAUUUUUCUUUUUUGUAUAAAUCUUGCUCCCUUCCGUGCUACUAUAUUUCCAGCUAGGGAGGUGAGUAUACAUUCUCCAUGUUGUUUUAUACAAGUGAAGUCAAAGUACAUAGUAGUUUAUUGGAAUUAGUUUUCUAUAUAUAUAUAAAUAUAUAA
Messenger RNA from Esox lucius (northern pike), 3531 nucleotides. RefSeq names its product coiled-coil domain containing 85A, like (gene ccdc85al). Lineage: Eukaryota; Metazoa; Chordata; Actinopteri; Esociformes; Esocidae. The record is from RefSeq and is a predicted model, not a curated record. The transcript has 4 exons. Bases 535 to 2013 code for a protein of 492 amino acids.